AUGUCUGGUCAUCCUCCGCCCCAGCAGGGCCAUUAUGAUGAUGGCUAUGGCCAACAGCAUGGCAAUGACGCCUAUUAUCAAGAUGAAAAUGGCUACCAUGAUCAAUACGACUAUGGCCAUAACAACAACAACCAACAAUACGGAGGUGAAGGAUAUUAUGAUGAAUCUGGCUACUAUAAUGCAGAUGCCUCCAACCCCUACCACAAUGAUGGUGGCUAUUACGAAGGCCACCAAGGUUACCAAGAUGAUUACUACGACGGCCAAUACUACGAGCAGGGAGCUGCGGGCCAGCAACAGCAUCAAGGUCAACGCCCAAGACGUCGUGGUCAUGACUCUGAAGAAGAUUCCGAGACAUUCAGUGACUUCACCAUGAGGUCGGACAUGGCUCGUGCCGCAGAAAUGGAUUACUACGGCAGGGGAGAUGAGCGAUACCAUAGUGGCUACGAAGGACAGGGUGGACGUGGAUACAGACCACCCUCUUCGCAGAUUUCCUAUGGUGGCAACAGGUCCUCUGGUGCCUCGACCCCGAUCUACGGCAUGGACUACAACGGCGCACUGCCUGCCGGUCAGCGUUCUCGCGAGCCUUAUCCUGCUUGGACCUCCGAUGCUCAAAUUCCCUUGUCUAAGGAGGAGAUCGAAGACAUCUUUCUCGACCUCACCGCCAAGUUUGGUUUCCAACGGGACAGCAUGCGCAACAUGUAUGACCACAUGAUGACUCUCUUGGACUCCAGAGCAUCCAGAAUGACUCCCAAUCAAGCCCUACUGUCCCUACAUGCCGACUACAUAGGGGGCGACAAUGCCAACUAUCGUAGAUGGUACUUCGCUGCACACCUGGACCUUGACGAUGCAGUCGGGUUUUCCAACAUGAAGCUCGGGAAGGCCAACCGUCGAACUCGCAAGGCUCGCAAGGCCGCUGCCAAAAAGGCGAAGGAAAACCCAGAGAACGAAGAACAAGUUCUGGAAGCAAUGGAAGGUGAUAACUCUCUUGAAGCCGCCGAAUACCGCUGGAAAACGCGUAUGAACAAGAUGUCUCAGCAUGACCGCGCACGGCAGAUUGCGCUCUACCUCCUCUGCUGGGGUGAAGCCAAUCAAGUUCGUUUCAUGCCUGAGACCCUCUGCUUCAUCUUCAAAUGUGCAGAUGACUACCUGCAUUCUCCUGCCUGCCAGAACCGAGUUGAGCCAGUGGAAGAGUUCACCUAUUUGAACAACGUUAUCACUCCACUCUACACCUACAUCAGAGACCAGUGCUAUGAGAUUAUCGACGGCAAGUACGUUCGACGCGAGAAAGACCACAAUCACGUCAUUGGGUAUGAUGAUAUGAACCAACUCUUCUGGUAUCCUGAGGGAAUCGAAAGAAUCGUUCUGGAGGAUAAAUCUCGACUCGUGGACCUUCCUCCGGCCGAAAGAUACCUGAAGCUUCAGGAGGUGAACUGGAAGAAGGUCUUCUUCAAGACUUACAAGGAAACGAGGUCCUGGUUCCACUUGCUUGUCAACUUCAACCGUAUAUGGGUUAUUCACCUCACGACCUUUUGGUUCUACACAGCUUUCAAUUCCCAACCACUGUACACCCACAACUACCAGCAGCAGUUAGACAACAAACCACAUGGCGCUGCUCAGUGGUCUGCAGUGGCAUUGGGUGGUACAGUCGCAUCACUGAUCCAGAUCUUGGCAACCCUCGUUGAAUGGUCUUACGUACCGCGGAGAUGGGCUGGUGCUCAGCAUUUGACCAAACGGCUUCUCUUCCUGAUCGGUGUCUUCGUCCUCAAUAUCGCGCCUAGUGUCUACAUCUUCGGUUUCACCUCGAAGUCGAAGGUUGCCCUGAUCCUGGGUGUCGUCCAAUUCCUCAUCGCGUUGGCGACAUUCUUCUUCUUCUCUAUCAUGCCCUUGGGCGGGUUGUUUGGAAGCUAUCUCACCCGGAACUCACGUCGCUACGUGGCAAGCCAAACCUUCACAGCAUCCUACCCCCGACUGAAUGGUAACGACAUGUGGAUGUCGUACGGUCUCUGGAUCAUGGUUUUCGCUGCGAAAUUGGCCGAAUCCUACUUUUUCCUAACGCUGUCGUUCCGAGACCCGAUCAAGAUCCUGACCUACACCAAGAUCCAUCAUUGCCAGGGGGAUGCGAUCCUCAAGACGUACCUUUGCAAGUACCAGCCCAAAAUUCUGCUUGGUAUUAUGUUCUUCACCGACUUGAUCCUAUUCUUCUUGGAUACAUACUUGUGGUACAUCAUCUGGAACUGCGUCUUCUCAGUCGCACGGUCUUUCUAUCUCGGUGUAUCGAUUUGGACUCCCUGGCGGAACAUAUUCUCUAGACUACCCAAGCGUAUCUACUCCAAGAUUCUCGCCACAACCGACAUGGAGAUCAAGUACAAGCCGAAAGUGUUGAUCUCUCAAGUGUGGAAUGCGAUCGUCAUCUCGAUGUACCGAGAACAUCUCUUGGCCAUUGAUCAUGUCCAAAAGUUGCUCUACCACCAAGUUCCUUCCGAGCAGGAGGGCAAGCGGACGCUUCGGGCCCCGACCUUCUUCGUCUCGCAAGAGGACCAUUCUUUCAAGACCGAGUUCUUCCCCUCCCAGAGCGAGGCCGAGCGUCGGAUCUCAUUCUUUGCCCAGUCAUUGUCCACACCUAUUCCUGAACCCCUCCCGGUGGAUAAUAUGCCGACCUUUACCGUUCUCAUUCCCCACUAUGGUGAAAAGAUUCUUCUCUCGCUGCGAGAGAUCAUUCGUGAGGAUGAGCCAUACUCCCGGGUUACGCUUCUGGAAUAUCUCAAGCAACUCCAUCCCCACGAAUGGGACUGCUUUGUCAAGGAUACCAAGAUUCUUGCAGACGAAACAUCUCAAUUCAAUGGAGACUAUGAGAAGUCGGAAAAGGACACUGCGAAGAGCAAGAUUGACGACUUGCCUUUCUACUGCAUCGGUUUCAAGUCUGCCGCUCCCGAGUACACGCUCCGGACUCGUAUCUGGGCUUCGCUCCGUUCUCAGACUCUUUAUCGUACCAUUUCUGGUUUCAUGAACUAUAGCAGAGCGAUCAAGCUUCUAUACCGUGUCGAGAACCCAGAAGUCGUUCAAAUGUUUGGCGGAAAUUCUGACAAGUUGGAGCGCGAACUCGAACGUAUGGCUAGGCGCAAAUUCAAGAUUGUGGUGUCGAUGCAACGAUACGCCAAGUUCAAGAAGGAGGAACGCGAAAACACAGAGUUCUUACUCCGUGCUUAUCCCGACCUCCAGAUCGCUUAUUUGGACGAGGAGCCUCCGCAAAACGAAGGCGAGGAGCCUCGUCUCUAUUCUGCUUUGAUCGAUGGCCACUCAGAACUCCUUGAAAACGGCAUGCGGCGACCUAAAUUCCGCGUUCAGCUCUCCGGCAAUCCUAUUCUCGGCGACGGCAAAUCCGACAAUCAGAACCACGCCAUCAUUUUCUACCGCGGUGAAUAUAUUCAACUUAUCGAUGCCAAUCAGGACAACUACUUGGAAGAGUGCUUGAAGAUCCGAAGCGUCUUGGCAGAGUUUGAGGAAAUGACCACGGAUAACGUCUCGCCGUACACUCCUGGAAUCGCUCCGGUCAAGUCCAAUCCUGUUGCCAUUCUCGGUGCUCGUGAGUACAUCUUUUCGGAGAAUAUUGGUGUCUUGGGUGACGUUGCCGCUGGCAAGGAACAAACAUUUGGCACCUUGUUUGCCCGUACUUUGGCACAAAUCGGCGGCAAGCUCCACUACGGUCACCCCGAUUUCCUCAACGGUAUCUUCAUGACGACUCGUGGCGGUGUCUCCAAAGCUCAGAAAGGUCUGCAUCUCAACGAAGAUAUCUAUGCCGGUAUGAAUGCUUUGAUUCGUGGAGGCCGUAUCAAGCACUGCGAAUACUAUCAGUGCGGCAAAGGCCGUGAUCUUGGAUUUGGGUCUAUCCUCAAUUUCACCACCAAGAUCGGCACUGGCAUGGGUGAACAGAUGUUGUCUCGCGAGUACUACUACCUGGGAACCCAGCUUCCACUGGACCGCUUCUUGUCUUUCUACUACGCGCACCCUGGCUUCCACAUCAACAACAUGUUCAUCAUGUUGUCUGUGCAGCUCUUCAUGAUCGUCCUGAUCAACCUUGGUGCACUGAGACACGAGACCAUCAUCUGUCAUUACAACCACAAUACUCCACCCACAGACCCUUUGAAGCCUACUGGAUGCGCGAAUCUGAGACCGAUUAUGAACUGGGUCGAGCGCUGCGUCGUCUCCAUCUUCAUUGUCUUCUUCAUUUCCUUCGUCCCAUUGGUCGUACAGGAGUUGACUGAACGUGGAUUCUGGCGUGCUGCUACUCGUUUGGCUAAGCACUUUGCCUCAGCCUCGCCAGUCUUUGAGGUGUUCGUCUGUCAGAUCUACGCCAGUUCUAUUCAGCAAGAUCUGUCUUUCGGCGGCGCUCGCUAUAUCGGGACUGGUCGUGGGUUCGCCACCGCACGCAUUCCUUUCGGUGUUCUGUACUCGCGGUUUGCUGGUCCGUCGAUCUACCUGGGGGCUCGCUCUCUGAUGAUGCUGCUCUUCGGAACUAUGACUGUGUGGGGUGCUUGGCUAAUUUGGUUCUGGGUUUCGCUUAUUGGUCUCUGCAUCUCACCCUUUAUCUUUAACCCUCACCAGUUCGCUUGGACCGACUUCUUUAUCGACUACAGAGACUAUCUUAGAUGGCUCUCUCGUGGCAACUCUCGCUCGCAUGCCUCUUCCUGGAUUGCAUUCUGCAGAUUGUCACGUACACGUCUAACAGGGUACAAGCGGAAGGCUCUUGGAGCUCCAUCCGAGAAGCUGUCUGGUGACGUUCCUCGUGCUCAUUUCACCAGCGUCUUCUUCAGCGAGAUUGUGGGCCCCAUUGUACUGGUCUGUCUGACGCUGAUCCCUUACCUCUUCAUCAACGCUCAAACAGGAGUUACCAAAGAUGUACAGCCGGCUACAAACUCUCUCAUCCGGGUGGCAAUUGUCGCCUUUGGUCCUAUUGCAAUCAAUGCCGGUGUUCUAGGCGGUCUCUUCGGAAUGGCCUGCUGUAUGGGCCCCGUCUUGAGUAUGUGCUGCAAGAAGUUCGGCUCUGUCCUCGCGGCCAUCGCCCAUGCGGUCGCGGUCAUCAUGCUCUUUGCAUUCUGGGAAGUGAUGUUCUUCCUUGAGGGAUGGGUCUUCUCCAAGGCACUCUUAGGCAUGAUUGCUGUUGUCGCCAUUCAGCGGUUCGUGUACAAGUUGAUUAUUGCUCUGUGCUUGACCCGAGAAUUCAAGCACGAUUCAUCCAACAUUGCUUGGUGGACUGGCAAAUGGUACUCGAUGGGUUGGCACUCGAUGUCACAACCUGGCCGAGAAUUCCUCUGCAAAAUCACCGAGCUCGGGUUUUUCGCCGCCGACUUUAUCCUCGGACACACCAUCAUGUUCCUCAUGUUGCCAGCGCUCUGCGUUCCCUACAUUGACAAAUUCCAUUCGGUUAUGCUGUUCUGGCUGCGCCCCAGUCGUCAAAUCCGCCCACCAAUCUACUCUAUCAAGCAGUCUCGCCUUCGCAAGAGGCGUGUUAUUCGCUACGCAAUCUUGUACUUCGUCUUGCUCAUUUUGUUCAUUGUCCUGGUUAUCGGACCGGUCAUCAUUCGGAAAUACAUCACGGGUCUGCCAACCAUUCCCAUGCACCUUGUCCAGCCAACCGGACAGAACAACAACGAUACAACCACCGGCAUUACGGGUUCUGCUCUUCUCAAUUUCGGACAGGACGCAACUGCCGCCGCCACUGCUGCUGCAUCUGCCGCCACGAGCGGCAACUCCAACGAUCCAUUCAGCUUUGGAGGCGGAGGCAGGUUUGUCCGAUGGUAA
Messenger RNA from Capronia epimyces CBS 606.96, 5799 nucleotides. RefSeq names its product 1,3-beta-glucan synthase component FKS1. The record is from RefSeq and is a predicted model, not a curated record. The coding region runs from base 1 to 5799 and encodes 1932 amino acids. Gene Ontology annotation, cellular component: 1,3-beta-D-glucan synthase complex; plasma membrane. NCBI's taxonomy places the organism in Eukaryota, Fungi, Ascomycota, Eurotiomycetes, Chaetothyriales, Herpotrichiellaceae. Gene Ontology annotation, biological process: (1->3)-beta-D-glucan biosynthetic process; fungal-type cell wall polysaccharide biosynthetic process. The transcript is spliced from 3 exons. Gene Ontology annotation, molecular function: 1,3-beta-D-glucan synthase activity.